This is a messenger RNA of Callorhinchus milii (elephant shark), 2325 nucleotides long. Its product is annotated as poly(rC)-binding protein 3. Bases 714 to 1931 code for a protein of 405 amino acids. Gene Ontology annotation, biological process: regulation of RNA metabolic process; regulation of gene expression. Lineage: Eukaryota; Metazoa; Chordata; Chondrichthyes; Chimaeriformes; Callorhinchidae. Gene Ontology annotation, cellular component: nucleus; cytoplasm. The record is from RefSeq and is a predicted model, not a curated record. The transcript is spliced from 18 exons. Gene Ontology annotation, molecular function: mRNA binding.
CUGGGGGCUGUCAGUCUCGUGCAGCAGAUCAGUGCGUGUCUCACUGAGCGACUGUAGCCCGCGGCUGGUGCUCGCUCGGAGGGUUUUCUUUCCCCCCCUUUUCCCUCCCCUUUCCUCAGUCACCCCUCCCCCGAACCCCGCUCCUGCGCCCUCACCCGUGACCUUCCACCCUCCUCCUUCUCCUCGGCCCUCCUCCAUCGGGUGACUGUCACGCUCGGACGGGACACACAAGGACUCUCGUCGAUCCCCCCCUCCCUCUUCUCCCUCCCUCUUCUCCCGCCCCAACGGCUCCUCGUAUCCGGGACACCGGCAGGUUCCCGCUCCCCUGACCUGACCCGCCCUUGUUCCCGGCACUGUUCCUCUCCUGCCCGGACGUUGGACUCGGUUCUGUGCUCGUUGCUUGAAAUCGUAUGACCUCAGGACACAAACCCAAGGGCUGCAGUUGACCUCUAGAACCAGUGAUUGAGGCAUCUGAAGAACCGAUACAUCACCAAACAUAUUAUAAAGAAUAAUGGACAACUGGGAGUAAUUAAAAGCCAACAGUACAAACACUGUGACGUAAUCUUCAUCUUGCGACAGAAGGCUGCUAACAAUAUAUUGAUCUCUUCAAACCCAUUGACAGCUGCCAGAAGGAGAACUUCCCUAAUCUUGUCUGUCUCUUGACUCACAUCAUUUCCUUUGGAAUACCUUGAUACUGUAAUAUUGACACCGUUAUGGAUCCUAAAGUUACCGAAGGGGGGCUGAAUGUUACUCUCACCAUCCGACUGCUCAUGCAUGGGAAGGAAGUUGGGAGUAUCAUUGGAAAGAAAGGGGAAACUGUGAAGAAGAUGCGAGAGGAGAGCGGUGCGCGGAUUAAUAUCUCUGAAGGAAAUUGCCCCGAGAGAAUCGUGACCAUCACGGGCCCAACUGAUGCAAUAUUCAAGGCUUUUGCAAUGAUUGCCUUUAAGUUUGAGGAGGAAACAAAGAUUUCAAGCACUUUGGAAUUAUCAACAUCACAAGGAGGAGAAACCGUUAGUGGAUACAAAGUGGAGACGAUGGGAAAGGACAUAAAUAAUUCAAUGACGAACAGUCCAGCUACCAGUAAACCUCCUGUGACCCUGCGACUUGUUGUACCAGCCAGUCAGUGCGGAUCACUGAUUGGAAAAGGAGGCUCCAAGAUCAAAGAGAUUCGCGAGUCGACAGGGGCUCAGGUCCAGGUGGCAGGGGACAUGCUACCUAAUUCCACUGAGCGUGCAGUAACAAUCUCGGGGAUGCCAGAUGCCAUCAUCCAGUGUGUGAAGCAGAUCUGUGUGGUAAUGCUGGAGGUAGAGUACAAGUCCCCACCGAAAGGUGCCACCAUCCCCUACCGCCCAAAGCCCGCCUCUGCCCCCGUCAUUUUUGCAGGUGGCCAGGUAAGAGCAGAUCCCCUGUCAGCCUCCGCAGCCAACCUCAGCCUCUUACUGCAGCACCAGCCACUGCCUGCCUAUACAAUUCAGGGACAAUAUGCCAUUCCACACCCAGAUGAUGCGUGCCUUCUGUCGGCUGAGUACAAAACAGCGCUGACAUCGACGUUGUGGAGAAGUCCGCAGCUCGCUCACCCAUCUUCCCAGUUGAAGGAGGCUGCAUGGAGACCAGAGUCCUUGAGAGGAAAAAUGGAAUUAAAAAACUGUAAUGAAGAAUCAGAAAACUGGGGUAUGGAUGCCAAUCCCCAGGCCAGUACUCAUGAACUCACCAUUCCCAAUGAUCUAAUAGGAUGUAUUAUCGGCAGACAAGGAACCAAAAUCAACGAAAUCAGACAAAUGUCUGGAGCGCAGAUUAAAAUAGCUAAUGCAACAGAGGGUUCAACAGAACGCCAGAUCACUAUCACAGGAUCCCCUGCCAACAUAAGCCUUGCACAGUACCUCAUAAAUGCAAGGCUAACAUCUGAAGUCUCUGGAAUGGGUUCCAUCUAAAUCAUCUUUCUCUGCUAUCUGUGUCAUGUGACCAUCCUACGCAAACCAUAAGCACCUGCUCACACCCUGUUUGUAAAAUUUGUAUAUGAAGUCCUGCCUCAUAGACAAUACUUAGAAUGUUUAAUUUUUAAAGAAUUAUAAAGUUUGUUUCCAAUUCCAAACCGUGGUUCCUUUCUUAAUUCAGCAAUGGAAUUGAUACCAGACUCUCCAUCCUUUACCAGUCCGCGCUUUAAUAUAGUUUUUCUCUUCCACAUUUACUUAAAAUUAACUAUUGCUUGCAAAAAAUGUAUUUGCAUUUCCUCUGUAUACUUUUAGUUAAGUCAUUACAGGUGACAUGAUUGCAACCUCUUUUUAUAAAAAAUAAAAAUAAUUAAUAAACCUUGAUGUAACCCAA